Papaver somniferum (opium poppy) is the source of this 538-nucleotide messenger RNA. Its product is annotated as DNA-directed RNA polymerases II, IV and V subunit 12-like. NCBI's taxonomy places the organism in Eukaryota, Viridiplantae, Streptophyta, Magnoliopsida, Ranunculales, Papaveraceae. Gene Ontology annotation, biological process: DNA-templated transcription. The record is from RefSeq and is a predicted model, not a curated record. The coding region runs from base 121 to 285 and encodes 54 amino acids. Gene Ontology annotation, molecular function: DNA binding; DNA-directed RNA polymerase activity; zinc ion binding. The transcript has 4 exons. Gene Ontology annotation, cellular component: RNA polymerase III complex; RNA polymerase II, core complex; RNA polymerase I complex.
CUGGUUAUUAAUUAAGAAAUCCCCUUUAAAAACCCUAGCAAAAUCCUUCGUUGACAAACAUUCUCUUCUCUUCUCUGUUAAAAUCCUCUCCGCAAACCCUGAAAUCUCUAACUUCCAUCCAUGGAUACUCCUCAAAGUGGUAAUGAACCAGUCAGUUACAUCUGUGGAGAUUGUGGGAUGGAGAACACACUGAAGCCGGGAGAUGUGAUUCAGUGUAGGGAGUGUGGUUAUCGCAUCCUUUACAAGAAGCGAACCAAACGAAUUGUGCAGUACGAAGCUCGCUAAAAACGAAGGGAUUGCAACAAAUUGGUCAUGGAUAUUAAAGACUGUCUAAUGGUUUUAGAUAUUAAACUGAAAACUAUAAUUGUAGUAAUCUAAUGGGUUGUUUGGAGAACUGCGCUGUUUUAAUAUUAGUGUUUGUUAAGUAAUACUCUGCUGCAUCGCACUUGUAAUAUGAUCUGAACCUAACCGCAGGCUGAUCAGUACCAUUGUGCAACUUGUUUCAGUGCUUCUUUAUUGAAUCUAGAACUUACUGAUA